CAGGUCCUGUGGUGCCGAGCUGUGUUACAUCCUCCGGCCAGUGACGCUGUAGCUCACACGAGGGUUCGCUCAGCCUUCCUUCGCUCACCCUUUGUCGAGGCAAACCGUUUGGGGUGACCUGCUUUCAGCACCGCAGCCCGCAGACAGCUCCGCCUCCCGAGAUCAGACCAGCCGCUCCCCGGCCGAGGGCUUCGCUCGAGCGGCUAGCGGUCUCGCAGCAUCCGUGGCGACCAGUUGGUUUUUUUUUUACAUUUUUAUUAUUAGUUGAGGAUGGCACCAAAACACCUUUGCAUGGUUUUCCAGCUUCUACUUUUCAGUCUACUCAGCCAAAUAUCUGCCUUUCCAACACCGACAGCAUCUAGCAAUGAUAAAUCUGUGUACAACCGACAGCUGACAGAAGAAAGACCGCUCCAAGAGCAGAUUGCUGAGGCGGACAGCGUGAAGGCUGCGGUACAGUCGGCCGAAAGCAAGCGGCCCGCCGUCUCCGAGGAGCCGGACGGAGGUGACCCGACCGUGCUCAAGUCGUUGGCCCGGAGCCACAAAUCCAAGGAGAGCGCCGACGAGCUGGAGCAGAAGAAAGAUGAGUACAUUCCCGAUGAAUCUGAUUCCACCAAGACUCGCCGCCUGGCCGAGGAAUUUGACUCGACCAAGAACGGAAUGGAGCACGAUGACACGGAUACGUUCCGUCAGGUGGACGGCACUCCGCUAACGGCGGAGGACAUCGUACAGAAGAUUGCGGACAAGAUCUACGAGGAGGACGACAGAGGCGUCUUCGACCGGAUCGUUUCCAAGCUGCUCAAGCUGGGUCUGAUAACGGAAAGUCAGGCUGACACGUUGGAGUACCAGGUGGCCGAAGCCCUGCAGGAUCUCAUCACCAACAACGCCAAAAAGAAUGAGAUCGAGGACAGCAAUGACGAGGAAGUCAGGGGCGUGCAAGACGCCCAGGAAGCGAAAUUGGAUAAAUGGGAGCAGCCCGGUCGGCGCUACGACGACGGCGACGACGAGGAGGCUGAAGAUGACCACGACGGGGUUACGGAUGAGGCGGACAGGGAUGCGGGAGAUGAGGACGAGACGUUAGAUAACGCUUGGGACAAAGACGGCGGCGAGGAUGACAACGAAGUGAGCCCGGAGGACGGCCUCCAGGAUCUGCAGUACUUUCCCAAUUUCUACCGCCUGCUCAGGAGCCUCAAUUCGGAUCAAGACGCUCAGGAACGAGAGACGCUCAUCACCAUCAUGAAGACGCUGAUUGAUUUUGUCAAGAUGAUGGUCAAGUACGGCACCAUCACGCCCGAGGAGGGCGUCUCAUAUCUGGAAAAUCUGGACACAAUGAUUGCAAUGCAGACCAAGAAGAAGCUCGGAAAGGCUCUCGGACCUCCAGAGUUUACAGAAGCUAAUGUGGGAAAGAAUUUCGACGAGGAUGACAACACCAAGGCCGAGGCCGCCAAGAUGCAGAAGGAGUAUGAGAACCUUCAGGACUCCACCAAGGAGGAUCGCCUAUCGACUAAUCGGCCCGGCAAGUCCGAAACCUAUCUGGAGGCCAUCCGGAAGAACAUCGAGUGGCUGAAGAAACACAACAAGGAAGAAGGCAAAGACGAUUAUGACCUGUCCAAGCUGAAGGACUUCAUGGACCAGCAGGUGGACUCGUACGUCGAGAAGGGCAUCAUAGCCAAGGACGAGGGGGACACCAUCAAAAGGAUCUACAGCAGCCUGUGACGUCAUCCUCCAGCUUCUAGAACUGAAUCCAAAUACUAAGAGAACAUUCAUUUCUUACUUACACUUGAUCCCCACGGCAUGGUCAAGUGUAUUCAUAAUACCUGCUUACGCUCCCAUACAUGCUACAAUCAUAUUGAGGGAAAGGAUGUAAUAAAAAAAAAUAUCAAACGAGGCACUGAAAUAAUUUCAAUACUAUUUGCACGAUGAGAUUGGAGGGAAAUAAUCCCUAGUUUUGUCACAAACUGGCAUUUCUAUUAUAUUUUUUAAUAUAAAUGUACAGCUUUGGAAACAAUAAAGAGACCAAAAAGCACUGGACCUUUUGUAUUUGUCAGUAGAUUAUACAAUAAUAAAAGAAAAAAAAUCAUUAAACACAAACAUACUGUCCGAUAAAUAGCAUAAUCAUAGAAACUUAGUUUGUUUCCAGAGCUGUAGAAUAUAUAAGUCAAAUUGUACCACUACAUAAAACAUGUUUUUCUUGUUUUUGGUGUAUAUGCAAAAUCUUAUUCUAUUCCUGCUUUUCAUUUAACUCAAAAAUAUAUAUGUGCAUUACAUCAUAGUAAACUUCAGUAAUAACUCUUGAACCCACAAGAGGGCGAUGUGUCAAUCAUUCCUCUCCAUGUAUCGAAGAUAAACGUUUCCAUCUGAGUGGACACAAGAUGACGUAUUUUUAAAUGUAAAUAUGUGAUUUUUUUCUUUUUCUUUCCUAGAGUGUAAAAGCAAUUAAAACCGUGUAUUUUC
Molecule: messenger RNA, 2451 nt
Organism: Phyllopteryx taeniolatus (common seadragon)
Lineage: Eukaryota; Metazoa; Chordata; Actinopteri; Syngnathiformes; Syngnathidae
Gene: scg3
Product: secretogranin III
Exons: 12
Coding region: 271-1713 (480 amino acids)
Biological process (GO): protein localization to secretory granule
Cellular component (GO): secretory granule membrane
Source: RefSeq, a predicted model, not a curated record